Molecule: messenger RNA, 6901 nt
Organism: Anopheles merus
Lineage: Eukaryota; Metazoa; Arthropoda; Insecta; Diptera; Culicidae
Gene: fs(1)N
Exons: 6
Coding region: 187-6768 (2193 amino acids)
Cellular component (GO): cell surface
Molecular function (GO): heparin binding
Source: RefSeq, a predicted model, not a curated record
GUACACCUUCACCAGCAGAUUCCGUGGCUAUUUCCUCUUCCAGUAUCGUCGUGUGCACAAUAUCGUAUCGUCAUCCCACAGUUAAAGUUUUCUCGCAAUCAUGGUGCCAUGGGUUUGAGUGCGUUCGGUUGAAAUAUUUUAAUUCGUAUCCUACAAACACAUGUUUUAUGUUAAACCGUGUCCAUCAUGCAGUGUAGCUCGUAUCUAGUGCUUUCCUUUGUGCUCUCUAUUCAGUUGGUGCUUGUAGUGCAUAGUGAUGGGGAAAACAUUCCGCUCGAUCCACAGGGCCACAUGCGAGGGCCUGCUACCUUUCCGAAACAGGAACCUCACAACACAACGCACGAUUCCGCAACGGAAUCAGCUACCCUUUCCGCGUACGAACUAAAGCGCCAACAAUUGCUAGAACAUCCGGACGGGUUCGACGAGGCGGAGCUGAAACCGCUGCGCGAAACACACAUCAACGUGCUACACGAAGCGAUCGAUGCGAAGCUGAUCGAUCCAAGCUUCAUCCGUACGUUGGGCGCCGUAUCCGAACCGCCGAAGGUGCACGAUACCACCCGGGAUACGCUUUCGAUACGGUCCAUCGAGGAGGACGUUAACUUUACGCACGGCGAGCGGGUAAUGCGCUGGAAGACGAUGAGUGCUAUCAACGUCGAUCGGCACGUGGUCGUGGGGCUAACGGCGGCCAGUGCGGUGGUGCUGCUGGAGCGCGACGGCCAUUACGUCCUGAGCCAGGAGCUGCUGCUCGAGUCGGCACCGAUUGCCUUCGAGGUGUUAAGCUUCUGGGACACGGAGAAUGCGUCAGCGGUCGGGUGUGUGGUCAUAUCCAUGGGCAACUUCCUCGUCUGGUACACGCUGCGCGAACAAUCGGAGUACAAGCUGGAGGAGGAAUGGCGCUGGCCGUUGCACAAAACAAUUACGCAAAUUAAAUUCUUUCGCCAGAAGGAGGUUGAUGCGCUACUGCUAAUAGGUCGGCAUCCGAACCGGCACGAGUCGGUGUCGGCCACCGUGUACGAGUUUUCCUUCAACGAUCGUCAGUUUUGGUUGAUGCAGAAGCUCGGCCUAAAGCAUCCCUGCCCAUCGGUAGGGCUAGUGGCCGCCGGGGAAGAGUAUUUGGUUGCGUUUCCGCAGAAUACGACCGUAGAGCUGUACACAUUCCGUGUCGGCGAUCAGAACCGUAGGAAGUUUAAAGCCGUUGGUAACUACAGCUCGGAAGCGCUCCGCUCGGUGUACGCCUUUCAAAUAGGACGCUACGCGUACGUUGCUAUCAGCGGCAAAACGCCGGCCGUUUUGCGCUACAAGCGGGGUAAGUUUUACGAGCAGAAGAUCCCCACCGAGGCACUGGAAAUAGUGGAAGCGUUCUUUGAGAUACCGGCCCGAACGUACCGGGACGAUAUGGUGCUGCUGGUACAGCAUCGUAUGAUUUUUGCCACGCACGAAAUACAGCGCCUGGAAUCGCUCGUGUGGAACGGUGUGUCGUUCGACCUGGCCACCAACAUACCGUGCAUGAUAGGGAACGAGGUGAUCGACAACGAGGUCAGCUGCAUGCUGGAUCUCGACCGCACGGACGGGUUGUUCGGUGCGACGAUAGCGCAGCGCGGCAAAUCCAUAUCGAUCAUUGUGCCGCGCCACGAGGCACACUCCAGUCUGUACCGCAUGUCGAUCGAGCUGCUGUCCGGGGAGCAUCCGAUUUUGAUGAAAAUUCAAGAAAUCCAGGAAACGAUGGACGCGUUCACGAAGAUAAUCGACUACCAGAACGCGGUCAUCGAGCAGGCCCAGUCGUACGUUGAGCUGAUGGAAAGCGAUCCGGUAGUGCUGAAGCGCCAGAACCUUAGCUCGGUCGAUACGCCGCUGGUGCGCUUUGCGGAGGGUUUCGAUCUGGCCGGGGUGAAAAUGACGAUCGGACAAAAUAGCUGGCGCGAGGCAGACUUGCAGGCCGAUCUGACCGCUACUGUUAAAACGGUGCAGGACGUCGAGCUGAGUGUGGAUGCAAUGCUGUCCGAGUUGCAGUACAGCGUGCGGCGGGAUGCCCGCUCGCACGAUCUUCAAAUCAACGGCACGGUACAGGUGACGGGACGGCUGUAUAUUGACGGGGCGCUGCAUGCGGACGAUAUGUACAUACAGCGCUUUGAACAGCCACGCAUGGACCAUCUCGUUCGGUUCGGUCGCGAUGUGCACGGCCAGGAGGUACCGACGAUGCAAGAGCUACACCUGAAGGAGUUGAACGUGGAGCACCUUCAGUUCGAUCGUUUCAAUGGCAUACCGGCAGAAGAGCUACUGUAUGACGUAGACAGCAAGGUGGUGCUCGAUGGGGAGCUGGUCCUCGGCGGUGAUCUCUACACAAACACCGUACUGCUUCCCGAGGGGGGCACAUUGAAUGGGAUCGAUCUAAACGAGGAGUUGAUUUACUUCAACUGUAAAAAUAGACGCUGGAGGAACCUGACACUAGAAUCGCUGGAAGUCAUCGACGAUGUGCAGGUGGCGAACAAAGUCAACGGGGCACGCAUCAAUCUGCAGGAAGCGGAAAGCGCGCUACGCAAUGCCAUAGAUGAGCAUGGGCGUGUGCUGCGGUCAAAGUCUUUGCACAUCGAGGGUGAUCUAAGCUUCGAGCGCAUCAACGGCGUCCCUUGGAAAACAUUUUACGAUGGGCUCGUUUUUAAGGAUCGACCGAUGCGGCUUGGAAUUCUUCAUGUGGAAGGGAAUGUGACUUUUGCUAGUCAAACAACGGUACAGUUCUUGAACAGAUUACGCUUCCCGGAGGAUUAUGUGCUACGAUCAGGACCGCGCGAAUCGAUCAUUACUGGCCAGAAGUAUUUCAAGGACUCGUUAACAAUGGAUGCACUCGACAUUGACGGUUUUGUGAACGGUAUCAAUCCGUUCGAUUUCAUCACACUUCACGACGAUCAGUAUAUCCCGGGCAAUGUGACAUUCGACUCACUCGAGAUUGAAGAAUCACUCGAUGUUCGCGGUGCCGUGCAUGGCAAGCAUAUGGAUAAAUUUCUCGACAAUCCAUCCCUUCUCCAAACAAAGCUGCUGGAAGCGGCCUGUGAGUUUAACGAGGUAGUCGUUAACGGACCAAUCUACGUCGAUCAGCUCGAUGGUUACGAUCUGGACCACUUCCUGCGCAGCGUUGUGUACGUAGACGAACCGUACGUGGAAAUUAACGCAUCGAAACACUAUCGCAGUCUACACUUUUACGAACCGAUCCGGAUCGAGUCGAACAUGAUUGGCGAGAUACAUCUGGACGAGCUGCUGACCAAGAGCACGGAUCAGACGAUCAACGUAAGCAUGGUGCUGGGCAACGUUUUUUUCAACCGCGUACAGGUGCACGGCCUGUUCGGUGGCAUUAACGUGACGGAGUGGGAUACGAAUUCGAUCAAAAUAUUCGGCGACCAGCACACGCAGGCGACGCUAGAGUUCUGCCCUCAGUAUUCCUUGCUGUACGCAAAGAACCUUGAGAUAGUGGGAACCCUCAAUGGUCAACCGCGAGCCGCGUUCUACGACAUGGAGGAGGAAAUCGUCUUCCGCGAUCAAUCCAUCUACAUGAGCGAACUGUACGCGAGCUACCUAUCGCUCGCGGGCAGCGAGAUCGAUGGUCCCACGAACACGUUGAACGACGUCCACCUGCCCACGUUUGAUGCGUACCGGUUCAGCUUAAGCCAACCGCAAACGAUACAGCACGAUGUGCUCGUCGACGCACUGUACGUUAGUAACGCGUUUGCUGCACGUUAUCUUAACGGCUUGGAUGUAGUACGACUGCAGGAGAAUGUGGAGACGUACCUGAACGAUGAUUACAUGCUCAGCGGUAGGCAUGUGCUCGAUACACUGCAUAUCGAUGGAAGCGUCGAGAUCGGUAUACUGAAUGGCGUUGAUAUGACGCAGUUUCUGAACAACGUCAUAUGGUUGGACCGCCCAAAUGCUGUCCAGAGUGCAUUGCACUUUUUGCAUCCCUUGCACGUAGACGGAGAUGUGUCGGUCGAUGGAGCCUUGAAUGAGAUACCUUUUGUCACCUUCUUGAGCAACGUGGUGUACAGAACGGAUGCGGCGGCGGUGGAGUUCACCGGAUCAAAGCUGUUCACACAAGGGUUCGAUGUGGCGGACGAUCUGCACACACCAACCAUCAACAAUGUGCCGGUAAAGCAUCUGGUGCUCAAAAAUGAAUCGAUCACUUUUCCCGGACACGUGCUAACGACGGGCAGAGUGUACGUGAAAGAGAUGAUUGUCAGUGGCACCAUCAACGGGAAGUCCUUCAAACCAAUCGAAGCGUACUACGCGUACGAUAACGCUACCGACACGCACAUCAUCAAGGGUGAUCUGCGUCUGCAGGGCCAGCAGACCAUUCACAGCCUAGAGGCGUACGGAGGCUGGAAUGAGCUGAUGAAUGUGACGCACAAGCUUGCAUCGCUCAUCCGCACGAACCAGGACUACUACUUCAAGGGGCACUACGUCCUGCAGGAGGAGGUUCAUUUCAAGCAUGGUUUUACCGUUGAUUACGUAAAUGGGUACAAUGUGUCGAACGUGCAGAACGAGAUCGUUUACUACGAUCAGCAGGAACCGAUCGUUUUUAGCGAACCAGUAGAAUUCUUUGGUAAUGUGUGGGGAGGACCAUUGCAUAUUGCGGGUGAUUUGAUUGGGAAAAAAUUGAUGGGCAUUGAUCCGGACACGCUUUUGCAGCAAACAUUGCUGAUAAACAAGGACUAUGAGAUUGUGGAUAAGAUAGUGUUCCUUCCGGGAGCCUUCAAAUGUGACCAUCUAGUGGCAGCUUCUAUCAAUGGUCUACCGACGAGCGGACUAAUUACCCUGCACACGGAACAAACGAUCGACCAGCCAGUUUAUGUGAAGCAAAUCGUCAUUCAGCAUCCUCUACAAGUGGAAGGUCUUGUGAAUGGGCGAGAUCUUCGCGUGGAACGAGCAAAUACCGUCAUGCGUUACGGCGAACAAACGAUCGAUGCACCGUCAGUAUUCAACUCUAUACGCGUGCUGAACAGUGCCACUCUACCCAAGAUGCUGAACGGUGUGCCGUUUGGUGAACCGGUACAGCUGACCGACGACAUGACCAUCUCGUCACCGUUAACGUUCUACAAAAUUGCCGCCAACGAUGUGUACACUAACGACACGAUCGGGGGCAUCGAUUUCGAUCACUGGUACGAGCGCGCGCUCUGGACCGAUGGGCGUGAGCAUCAAACGUACUGGGGUAGGCUACGCUCUCGUAAAUUCGUCUUCCGUGACAGCAUCCACGGCAAUGGUACUAUCAACGGGUUGCCCAUUAACGAGAUCGUACGCAAGCUACACUCCGAGAAACAGUUCGUCGAGGGUGAGCUGGCUAAACGUCGCGCCAACUAUCGCGCCUCUUGUCGCGAAACGCAAGCCCUCAUCAAUGGUACGCAGAAGGGUGUGUACUUCUUUAACUACUUCGUGCAGCGGCAAACUAUUCGCGUGCAGCAACCCAUCCAGUCGUUCUGGACGUUCCAGUACCAGGGCAACCAUUUCCUUGCGCUCAACUACGGCUGCGGUAGUAAGUUCUUCCAGUGGAAUCCACAGGACCGAGUGUUCGUGGGACUGUUCAAGACGCACACGGGAUACGUUUUUGAGUGGCAAACUGUGGCUGCGCAGGAUGAGAAGCUUUAUCUAGUAACGCGAUCGGCACCGACGGAUGAGCAGUGCAAUGUGACGGGGCUGGCGAUAUGGGAGUUCCAGGGACUUUCGCUGGAGCUGGUGAAGGCCAUGCCGGAUAAGGAUACCGAUAGCUUGUUUGUAGAUCCUUCCACUAGUGGACGGUUCUACGCCUUGGAGCGCACGACCGUGCUCGAGUAUGAUGUGACUGGUAAGGUGCAGGAAGAAUGGGACCUGUCACGAAUCUUUGAAGCAGCAAGCUUUGUACCGAGCUCACUCGGCAUUGGACUGGCUUUGGCCGAUGGGAAACGAAUUGCGGUUCUGUCUAGAGCCGAAGGCACCAUCAACUCCUCACGCACCAAACGUUCACACGAUGAUCCACUCGUAAAUCUGGCCCUGUUCGCAUCCCCCAUAACGGUGUACAAUCAAAUGCAAAGGAACAGCUCGUACUACCGCACGGAUGAUACUUCGGACGAAUACACGCAGGAGGUGUCGCUACUCACCCAACCGGAUCCGCUGAACGAAAUCGGAGCGAUACAGGAAAGCAACGAUACCGUCAUAAUAACGCGUCAAACACAAACGGACCUGAUGGAACCACUCGAACCACUACCCGAACCACGGAUAGCAAAGGUAGUACCGCUCGGACGCAUCAGCACCACGGAAAACACCCACUUCCCUGAUCCAGCCACCGGCGAACUGCUUACCUUCCACGUUGGUCUGCGGGGUGAAGCGCGCCGGCUACUAGUGGCAGUCACCGACACGGUCAACACGAUCAUCCAGGGCAACCACGACACGGUCCGCAUCUACAGCGACAUACUGCAGGGUCACCUGUUCCAGAUCAUAUCCUGCCACCGGCCGGCACAGCUUGCGGUGCUAGAAGUGCGGGACGAAACGAUACUGGCAUUUGUGGAAAAUCGCCGCAAGGUACAACUCUACACGUACCGGGGCCGCAAAGGGUUCGUACACUGGAACAGCUUCAAUCUGGCCUCACCCGGUGUGCAGAUGGCGAGUGUGCAACUACCGCAAGCACCCUUUUUCAAAUGCAACCUGCACUAUCUAGCAAUUGCGCUGAGCAGCAAGGAGCUUACGUUUCUCAAAGCCAAAACGCAGGGCGACUGUGGCAUCAAUCUGCAGCUGGAUUGCGGUACGGUGUAGCGGCGGAGGUGGUGAUUAUGUUGAGGAUGCUUAUUUUGUUUUAGCUGUCAGUUUUGUUCUGUUCUGUACAACGAAGCGAAAGUUGUAUUAGAAGAUCUUGUGAUUGUUAAUGUGUUUUUUUUUUUGUGCACGA